GCCGUUUCUGUGAAGUGAAUAUAUAUUCCAUUGUGUGGUAUAGAAAAAAAAUGGCUUAUUGAUUUACAUAUCGCCUUAUUGUUGAACACCGGUCUAUUGUAUAUUGCGUGCCAAAAUGAGGGCAUUAGAUAUCCAUGUCGGUCUAGUGCUGUUAAUUGCGGCUUCUUCAUUAAAACUACUCGCUUCAGCAGAAGCAGUGUCUAAAAAAGAGCUGACAAAUGACCCAUUAAAGUUCAACAAAGAUGGCACAUUCCAUAUUUCCAUCUUUGGUGACCUACACUUUGGAGAAAAUGCAUGGGAUCAAUGGGGUCCUCAACAAGAUAUACACUCUGUCAAGGUCAUCCAAAAGGUCCUCGACUCGGAUCGACCAGACCUAGUCGUUUUGAACGGGGACCUCAUCACCGGAGACAACGCAUUCCUCGAAAACUCAACUGCAUACAUCGACCAAAUCGUCGGUCCAAUGGUGGACCGUCGCCUGCGCUGGGCAUCCACAUACGGGAACCACGAUCAUCAGUACAACCUGUCCGGGAGCAGCAUCUUGACGCAUGAGCGUCGGUACCCGGGCUCGUUGACGACAAACAUGGUUUCCGACCCCGAGGCAGGCACCAGCAACUACUACCUACCGGUCUACGGCGCAGACUGCAGGCCUCCUCGCAGGGGUGGCGAAAGCCACUGCACCCCAGAAAUGAUCCUUUGGUUCUUUGACAGUCGCGGCGGCUGGCGUUACCAGGAAAUGGACGAGGAAGGCAACCUGGUCGGGCUGGAGAACUGGGUGCAUGAAAGCGCCGUGGAAUGGUUCCGCGCCACACAGAACCAGCUCAGGGCCCGGUUCGGCGGCAAAGUGAUACCGAGCCUGGUCUUCACGCACAUCCCCAUCUACGCGGCCCAUGCACUGCAGACGGAGCGCGGGAGGGACUCGGUCGACCCCCGUCUCCAGCCGGGCAUCAACGAUGACUACCCCGUCUCUCCGCAGGCUCAGGGGUGGUGCCCGGACGGCCGGGACAAUGCGGGGUGUGCGUACGGCGGCCAGGAUGUUCCGUUCAUGCAGGCGAUGGUGGAGACGCCGGGGGUGAUGGCUAUGUUCUUCGGGCACGAUCACGGCGACACGUGGUGUUACAAGUGGGACCGCCUGGUGCCGGGAAUGACCGUCGAGGGCAGCGGCAUCGACCUCUGCUUUGGGCAGCAUUCUGGAUAUGGGGGUUAUGGCAACUGGAUUCGAGGUGCGCGGCAGGUGUUUGUGACUGAGGAUAUGCUGCAGCGGAGAGAGGUCGAGACGUGGAUUAGGCUGGAAACGGGCGAUGUCGUGGGUUCGGUUAUUCUCAACGCCACUUAUGGGGAGGAUGUGUAUCCUGUCACGCCCAACGAUAUGACAUAUUGUCCGACUUGUUAGAUAAUAAAGAUUUAAGCACCCAGUUUUCUUUCACAUUUUUGUGUUGAAAAACAAAACAAGAGAAUGGUGCCGUGCGAAGCACAUGAGAAAUUCCCGGAGAGACUUUCAUUGUCUCAGACAUAAGUACCCAAGUAGUCUUGUUGUCGCUACUCCAUGAUUGGUCUUCAUCACCUGGCGUGCGGUACGUGAUGAUGCCCCCAAAGUGUUGUCACAUUCAAUGUUUUGUGGUGGGUGUAAUUCUCCCAGUCAGCUCUCGGCCAGCAAGUCUAGAGCGAAUUUUCCUUUGCUGGUAUACAAAGUUAAAGAAGUCAGAAAAUAAAGUACCUCACUAGGUAGGUAGCAACCCACAUAAUCAAAUACGCAAGCCAUGGCUGCAUCCCUUGAAGCAC
Molecule: messenger RNA, 1779 nt
Organism: Pyricularia grisea
Lineage: Eukaryota; Fungi; Ascomycota; Sordariomycetes; Magnaporthales; Pyriculariaceae
Exons: 3
Coding region: 116-1390 (424 amino acids)
Cellular component (GO): cytoplasm
Molecular function (GO): hydrolase activity, acting on ester bonds
Source: RefSeq, a predicted model, not a curated record